GGGAAGUGUACUCCGACUUUUGUCAGUGAAGUUCCCCUGGUGUAGUUCAACUGCUGACGCUUCACGCCUCCUUGCCCUCCAGGCCGUCCCCUCUCUCCGACAUGAUGAAGUACUUCGUGCUCGUGCUGUGCGUGGCGGCGGCCGCCCGGGCCCAGGACUGGACCAGCAACCUUCCGAAGCCCGUCGUGGACUGCAUGCAGAACCCCGGCAACUGCGGCGGCGGCGCGAGUGGCUCCAUUCCCCAGUUCCCCGGUGGCUCUAUUCCCGAGUUCCCCAGUGGCUCCAUUCCUCAGUUCCCCAGUGGCUCCAUCCCCCAGUUCCCCAGUGGUAUUCCCCAGUUCCCCGGCGCAUCCGGUUCCGGCUCUAGCUCUGGCUCCAGCUCCAGCUCCGGUUCAUCCUCCGGCUCCAACGGCCUCCCCUCCAUCCCGCAGGGCUACCCCCAGUUCCCCCAGAUCCCCAACGCCCCCAACAUGCCGAACAUCCCCAAUGUGCCCGGUAUUCCCCAGAUCCCCGGCACUGGGUCAUCAUCUUCAGGGUCGUCUUCCUCCUCGUCAAGCAGCAACUAAUUUUUCACCUACAAUCCGUCCAAAGGACAUAGGAACGAUGAAAUUUAUUAUCAAAUCGAUGUUACAGUAAUAAAAUUGUCUGAAAAUUCGUCUAAA
Frankliniella occidentalis (western flower thrips) is the source of this 662-nucleotide messenger RNA. Its product is annotated as ESX-1 secretion-associated protein EspE-like. The record is from RefSeq and is a predicted model, not a curated record. The transcript has 2 exons. The coding region runs from base 102 to 566 and encodes 154 amino acids. Lineage: Eukaryota; Metazoa; Arthropoda; Insecta; Thysanoptera; Thripidae.